Messenger RNA from Theileria orientalis strain Shintoku, 972 nucleotides. RefSeq names its product serine/threonine protein kinase. Gene Ontology annotation, molecular function: ATP binding; protein kinase activity. Gene Ontology annotation, biological process: mitotic spindle organization; regulation of cytokinesis; protein phosphorylation. The transcript has 5 exons. The record is from RefSeq and is a predicted model, not a curated record. The coding region runs from base 1 to 972 and encodes 323 amino acids. Lineage: Eukaryota; Apicomplexa; Aconoidasida; Piroplasmida; Theileriidae. Gene Ontology annotation, cellular component: spindle pole centrosome; spindle microtubule; spindle midzone.
AUGAACAAUAGCUACGAAUGUAGCUGUACCAGACUUACGGCCUCCGAUACCGACAUCGCAUCGAAAAGUAGUAUCCAUUCACUCUGGUUUACACUAGAUGACUUUGACAUCGGAGGAUUACUGGGAGAUGGAGCCCAUGGUCAAGUUUUCCUUGCCAGGGAGCGCAGAACGGGUUUCAUUUGUGUUCUAAAGUGCGUUUCAAAGGCUCAACUAGUAGGAUCGGGCCAGGAAUCCAUGUUCAAGAGGGAGAUAGAGCUGCACUCACACCUGAGGCACCCUAACAUUUCAUGUCUGUACACGUGGUUCACCACGAAGACGAUGAUUUUCAUGGUUAUCGAGUACUGCCACAACGGUGACCUGUUCAGCUACCUGAUGAAGAAAAAGAGGCUGGAGGAACCGGAGGUGUGCCAGAUUCUGUUCCAGGUCAUCUGGGCACUGCGAACGUGCCACGACAAGCACAUCGCGCACCUGGACAUAAAGCCGGAGAACAUACUGCUGGACCAGAACAACGUGGUAAAGCUGGCUGACUUUGGACUCUCAGCGCACAUCAACAGGGCGUUCGACAACAACAUGAAGGACUCGGACUUCCUGAGGGGAACGUAUGACUACUGGUCGCCGGAGCAGUUCGGCGAGGUAGGCCAUAAGACUGACAUCUGGACGGUCGGAGUGCUGGCCUUCGAGCUCUACUUCGGGUUCGCGCCCUUCGGCACGACGCUGAACGAUGGCCUGGACACGGUGCUGCGCCGCAUACAGAUCCAGCCGUGGUACCACAUGCUCGAGAACCGCUACGAAAACGUCCACGCAGGCAGCAUGUCCAGCGAGUUUCGCGACUUCCUGGACAAGUGCUUCACGAAGGUGUCCACAGAAAGGCCGAGCUCGGCGGAGCUGCUGCACCACCCCUGCAUUAAAAUGUACAAUAUGCACAGGUUCAACGACCCACGGUUCAUAAAGCAACCGCGGAAACAAAGUUAG